AUUGUUGAUUAUCAUGGAUAUGAAAAAUGAUUCAGGCUUAGGAGAUUUAGGGGGAGAUUGGGACAUCAUGGCAGUUGUCCCUUCGCUGCUGUUGAGCAAUUUCUCAUUCGAGUUAUAGUUGAACAACUUUAUAGUAGCGAAGUUGAAAUAAAAAGACGAAAUCUUAGAUGCAACACUAAGAAUUCUACCAUUCUCGACUAGUUUUCUGCAGGCUUUGACUUGGAAUUUUAGUAGGAAAGAAUGAUUUUCUGGCUUUAAAAUUGAACAAGAUGGAAACUUUUGCCAGGUUCUCCUGGUGAAAUAAACUACAAGGAAAGUUGGUCAAGUAAAAUGAUUUGCUGGGUUAGACUUUAUCAAAUUUGUCUCGUUGCCUUUGUUUUUUGUUAUAGAGAAGUGUUUGCCAACUGAAAUAAGGUCUACUCGACCUUAUUUAACAUAAUAAUAGUCUAAUUUGUAAGUUGAAUAGUUCAACAUCCAUCAUGAUUUAGAAAAACAAAUGUGAAAUGACCUGCAUUGUGCACAAUAUUUUGCCACCGUAUGAGCAUUUCACGCUUCCCGUUCAUCAACCUCAGCAUCACGGAGCCUCCAAACACUUUUUUGGCGAAGAAAAUCUCGCUGGUGUUCUUGCUGGUUCACUCGUUUCUGGUGUCCAGGUUGCCAUCUCAGCUUCUAACACAGGAGAGGCAUGGGAUAAUGCCAAGAAAUACAUACAGAGGCUGGUGCAUAUGAGCAUGCUACAGGCACUGGGUCCUAAGGGCUCUGAUGCUCACAAGGCUGCUGUCAUUGAUGACAACGUUGGAGAUCCACUCAAGGAUAUGGCAGUGGAGUCUCUGGUGUUUGCUCCAUUUUUUGCCACUCAUGGAGGCUUGCUGUUCAAAUUGCUGUAAUUUCGAUCCAUCAAGCAAGCCAUCAUGCUAAUUCUAGUGCAUUGAAAAAAUAUGAAGCAAAAACCAGUCUGUAGAUGCUAUUGAGAUUAUGUACAGUUGAAAUAUAUUAUUUUCAUAGCA
Tripterygium wilfordii is the source of this 1007-nucleotide messenger RNA. Its product is annotated as pyrophosphate-energized vacuolar membrane proton pump-like. Gene Ontology annotation, cellular component: membrane. The coding region runs from base 504 to 887 and encodes 127 amino acids. Gene Ontology annotation, molecular function: diphosphate hydrolysis-driven proton transmembrane transporter activity; inorganic diphosphate phosphatase activity. The record is from RefSeq and is a predicted model, not a curated record. The transcript has 3 exons. Gene Ontology annotation, biological process: proton transmembrane transport. Lineage: Eukaryota; Viridiplantae; Streptophyta; Magnoliopsida; Celastrales; Celastraceae.